AUGGCGACUAUGACAGUGACAGAGACGCAGCAUAAGAGGAGGCUACCAAAGAAUGUCAAAUUGCCACCCGAGAAUGAACGUUACAUGCGUGCGUGCGCAGAUAUCGCCUCAGCGCUCAUUCAGGACUAUGAAUCCCAGGCCGACGGUUCAAAACCUAAGAAGGAUCUGAACUUGAACUCGCUAAGAGGGCAGAUCGCGAAGAAGCACUACCUUAAGAGCCAGCCUCCGCUCACGGCGAUUAUCGCGGCUGUGCCUGAGCACUACAAGAAAUAUAUCCUCCCGAAGCUCAUCGCAAAACCGAUCCGUACAUCAUCUGGUAUUGCAGUAGUGGCGGUCAUGUGCAAACCUCACCGGUGCCCACACAUUGCCUACACUGGUAAUAUCUGUGUGUACUGUCCAGGAGGUCCAGACUCCGACUUUGAGUACUCAACACAGUCCUACACAGGUUACGAGCCAACAUCUAUGCGCGCUAUUCGAGCGCGAUAUGAUCCUUACGAGCAGGCUCGUGGACGAGUCGACCAGAUUAAGUCGCUCGGUCACAGUGUCGACAAAGUUGAGUACAUCAUCAUGGGCGGCACAUUCAUGUCACUACCAGAGUCAUAUCGGGACGAGUUCAUCUCACAACUACACAACGCGCUUUCGGGAUAUCAAACCAAAGACGUUGACGAGGCUGUUGCCGCCGGUGAGAUGAGUAACAUAAAGUGCGUUGGUAUCACCAUCGAAACACGACCAGAUUACUGUUUGGAUCAACAUCUUUCCUCCAUGUUACGCUACGGAUGUACGCGUCUCGAGAUCGGUGUACAGUCCCUUUACGAAGAUGUAGCGCGCGACACGAACCGAGGCCACACUGUCGCCGCCGUAGCGAAGACCUUCUGUCUCUCCAAAGACGCUGGUUUCAAGGUUGUUUCACACAUGAUGCCAGAUCUUCCCAACGUCGGGAUGGAGCGUGAUCUCGAUCAGUUCGUAGAGUACUUCUCGAACCCAGACUUCCGUACCGAUGGGCUCAAGAUCUAUCCUACACUCGUCAUUCGCGGCACAGGACUCUACGAACUCUGGCGGACCGGAAGAUACAAGAACUACACACCAAACGCUCUCAUCGAUAUCGUUGCCCGCAUCUUGGCCCUAGUACCGCCAUGGACGCGAAUCUACCGUGUGCAGCGCGAUAUUCCCAUGCCGCUUGUCACAUCCGGUGUUGAGAAUGGUAACUUGCGAGAGUUGGCGCUAGCAAGGAUGAAGGACUUUGGUACCUCAUGUCGCGAUGUGCGAACACGCGAGGUCGGCAUCAACGAAGUGAAGCAUAAGAUCCGGCCCGAUCAGGUCGAGUUGGUACGUCGGGACUACACGGCUAACGGCGGUUGGGAGACAUUCCUCGCAUACGAAGACCCGAAACAGGACAUCUUGAUCGCCUUGCUUCGUCUACGACAGUGUUCGAAAGAACAUACUUUCCGGCCAGAGUUAACGGGCCAGCCCUCUUCGCUGGUACGCGAACUGCACGUCUAUGGGUCUGCUGUCCCUAUACAUGCUAGAGAUCCGAAGAGGUUCCAGCAUCAAGGUUAUGGUACACUUUUGAUGGAGGAGGCAGAGCGAAUAGCCAGGGAAGAGCAUGGAAGCAGUAAGAUCAGUGUUAUCUCGGGUGUUGGUGUGCGGAGUUACUACGGCAAACUGGGUUACUGGCUUGACGGCCCAUAUAUGAGCAAGACGCUCGAGCCGCUGUGGGAGAGGGACUGGUAG
Molecule: messenger RNA, 1731 nt
Organism: Alternaria metachromatica
Lineage: Eukaryota; Fungi; Ascomycota; Dothideomycetes; Pleosporales; Pleosporaceae
Gene: ELP3
Product: Elongator subunit
Exons: 2
Coding region: 1-1731 (576 amino acids)
Biological process (GO): tRNA wobble base 5-methoxycarbonylmethyl-2-thiouridinylation
Cellular component (GO): cytoplasm; elongator holoenzyme complex; nucleus
Molecular function (GO): iron-sulfur cluster binding; acyltransferase activity, transferring groups other than amino-acyl groups
Source: RefSeq, a predicted model, not a curated record